AGACUCUUUGGUCUCCACAGAGAGAGAGAGAGAGAGACAAAAAAGACACAGAAAAUUAGAAAACAGAAAAGAAAACGAGCUUUCACCAACACUCCACUACCAAACAAACCAAACAAACACAAAGAAGAAAGUUUCUUCCUUUCUCCUGCCAUUCCCUUUAAAAAGGUUCUUAAAACAGCCAAACCCAAAAACCCAACUCACAAAAACACUCUCUCUGUUAUAGAUCCGCUCCUUUGCAAAAGGGCUUUGCGUUUUUGGUGUGAAAUUCAUUGUGGGGUCCAUGAAGAUUUCUGGGUCGUCCUUAAGUUUCAGUCCAAUGGCCUGGCGGCGAUGAUCAAUUUGUUUCUUUGUGAAGAAAGUUGGUUUUGCAACUGAGUAUUAGUUGUGAAGUUUAGUACUUUAGUGCUUUCUGUGAUAAGAUGCAAUCGGAUGGGUCAGAAUCAGUAAGCCCAACAACCCAAAGGCUACAGUCUUUGUCAGCCGCUGAUACCAGAGGGAAGCAUAGGAUACAGGCCGAGUUGAAACGGCUCGAGCAAGAAGCUAGAUUCUUGGAGGAAGAGUUGGAACAACUGGAAAAGAUGGACAAGGCCUCAGCUGCAUGCAAGGAAAUACUGAACAAUGCAGAAACGAGGCCUGAUCCAUUACUCCCAGUAACACAUGGCCCUCUUAAUCCAUUCUGGGAUCGAUGGUUUGAAGGCCCCAAAGAUUCAAAAGGUUGCAGAUGCUGGAUACUGUGAUGAUCAUUGCUCAGUUUCAGGCUUCCAUUAUCAUUUGUUCACAGAGGCUACGAUUCAGACGUAUCACAGAUUUCGAUUGUUGCUGUUAUUCAGGAAUGUUUUACUAGAUGCUUCAUUGUGCAGAUGACAAUUUAUGGCAACGCUUCCAUUCGUGUGCCUUUAAUUUAGGGCAGUUGUGCAGAGUGUAGCAAGUUUUCAAUUAAAUGCUUCAGUGUUUUGGCAGAGCAUAAA
Messenger RNA from Prunus dulcis (almond), 968 nucleotides. RefSeq names its product guanine nucleotide-binding protein subunit gamma 2-like. The transcript is spliced from 4 exons. The record is from RefSeq and is a predicted model, not a curated record. Gene Ontology annotation, biological process: G protein-coupled receptor signaling pathway. The coding region runs from base 420 to 737 and encodes 105 amino acids. Lineage: Eukaryota; Viridiplantae; Streptophyta; Magnoliopsida; Rosales; Rosaceae.